UCCUAAAAAAAAAAACAAACACACACACACACAACCUAGUCACACACCAGCAGCAGCAACAGCAGCUCCACUGUCCCAAGACCGAGGAACCAGAGAGGUGCCCCCGCUCAGCUCCACACACACAGCCCACACUACCGCGGAUCUCUGCGUCACUGACCAGCGAGAUGAGUCAGGCUGAGCAGGCACCUGAGGACAAGCCUGCAUACCUCGAUAAUGAGCCAGAUAUUACAGAGGGCAACAAGGACCACCCACAGGCACAGCCGGGCAUGUUUGGCAGGUUGGCGGGCGGCCUGUAUGGUGCCACCAGGGGAGCUAUAGGCGCAACGGUGGGCGGCGUGGCGUGGAUUGGAGGAAAGAGUCUGGACCUCACCAAGAGCGCCGUCAGCACUGCAGUGGCUGUGCCUGGCAUGGGAGUGGGGCUGGUUAAAGGCGGCGUGUGCGCUGUAGCUGGAGGAGUGUGUUCUGUCGGCUCUGCAGUGGUCAGCAGAGUUCCCAUAGGAGGAGGUAAAAAGAAGGACAAGUCUGACUGACGGGGAGAAGAGGAGGAGGAGGAGAGUGAGCCCACUCAGCCAAGUUGUGUGAGCACGCACUGUUCGGAUUUAUCAGCAAGUAAAGACCAAAAGAGGACAAAAAAAGUUCAGUGAACAUGUUUGGGUGAAGGGGUCUGUUUUUUUUUUUCAUUUCUUUAGCUUCUGUUAUUAUGUGGUAUGGACCCGCAAAGCAAGAACUUACAAAGACUCUCCGACUGUUAAAGGAAAAUACAUCAAACCAUUCUCAACAGUGGCUGAAAUUGCUUGAAUGAGUUAAAUUUUUUAUAAGAAAAGUCACGUCUGUGUUUUCCCUACAGUCACUUUUGCAGCAGGAGAACAGCUCAGGGUGUAAAUGCUUCAUUUCACCUGCAAGACAAUCAAUGAUCUGUGAUGAUCUAAAACUGUCUGGAAAUGGAAAUAUUUCACUCACAAAUAAUAGACAUGUAUUCACCUUUGUUCACAAAUAAACAAAACAGUCUGAAGAUGUGAUUUUAUACAACAGUCCAGUUUCAUAUCUACACUUAAUCACCUGAAUAUUUGAAAUACUUGUGAUGAUUAUAUUGUCAGCUCAGUGGAAGGCAACUUGUAUUUUUGUUUCAUAAUCUAACAUAUUACAAUAAAAUGUGUCGCAAUCUAAAAAUAAAAUAAAAAAUAAGAAUAUUUACAUUUUGGUUUAUCUUUAUCUUUAUCUCCAGUCAAAGCAUUAAUUGAUUUACUGUGACUGUACCAGUAGAGUCCAAGUUCAUUGAAUCUUGUUUUACAUUCUGCUCUUCUUUUGACUGGUUAUUUUGACAGUUACUGCGACCUGUCGGUUUAUUUUGCUCUCAUAAAUUCCUUGAAAAAAAAUAAAAGAUGGAUAAUGGCA
Messenger RNA from Platichthys flesus (European flounder), 1395 nucleotides. RefSeq names its product transmembrane protein 263 (gene tmem263). The coding region runs from base 165 to 530 and encodes 121 amino acids. The transcript has 3 exons. The record is from RefSeq and is a predicted model, not a curated record. Lineage: Eukaryota; Metazoa; Chordata; Actinopteri; Pleuronectiformes; Pleuronectidae.